UCCCCAGCUGGCGUGGUCAAGGCUGAGGAUUACACCCUGCCGGCGUACGUGGACCGCCGGGACGUGCCCCUGCCCGAGGUGUCCUUCGUCAGGGACCUGUCGGCGCAGCAGCGCGCGCUCAAGGAGAAGGAGAAGGCGUCGUGGAGCGCCCUGUCCGUGGAUGAGAAGGUGGAAUGUAGGUUUGGGGGGCUCGCAGGGACCUCCCGGGCAGCCACAGCACCGUUUCCAUCUGUGGGUGGAGUGGCUCGGGUGGGAAGGGAGCUUGAAGAUCACCUCGUUCCACCAGCCCCUGUCCAGCCUGGCCCUG
This is a messenger RNA of Pyrgilauda ruficollis (rufous-necked snowfinch), 307 nucleotides long. RefSeq names its product cytochrome c oxidase subunit 4 isoform 1, mitochondrial-like. NCBI's taxonomy places the organism in Eukaryota, Metazoa, Chordata, Aves, Passeriformes, Passeridae. Gene Ontology annotation, biological process: mitochondrial electron transport, cytochrome c to oxygen. The transcript has a single exon. The record is from RefSeq and is a predicted model, not a curated record. The annotation marks the transcript as partial.